AGCCAGUAAAUGUGGCCUCUAGGGACUAGGACUCAGCGCAACUGGCAAGCACGGUUGGUGGUCCUGUCUGCCUCUCAGAGGGACGGCCCCCUCCCUCCGCUGCCUGGCUUCCAGGUGGGGAGGACACUUCCGGGGAUGACCUGGGGACCACGCUGGCCCUGAAAGCCCUCUGCAACCGCGAUGCUCAGGGCGGGCGGGUGCGCAGCUCGGCGGGGCGGGGAUCGCGGAGUGGCCAGGGCGCACGGCCCCUCCUGGCUGGGGCUGCGCGCACGGCCGCCUGGCGCCCUUCCAGCGCGGCGCACUCACGCGGGCGGCCGAGGAGGAGGCUCCAGCCUGACUGACGCCUCUGGAGCCGCUGUCUCGGUCCCGCCGCCGCCCGGCCGGGCCCUGCAGCUACCGCGUAGCCCGGGUGCACGGGGGCACGCGUGGCACCGCACGGACAGAAUCGGAUCACUCACCCAUCCAAGGGUUUUGGAGGAAGUCAGCCCACUUUCCAACUUUAAUCUGUCCCCACCGCUUCCAGAAGAAAAGGCAAGCUUGUUCCUAUGCCAUCCAUGGACAAGUGCUUGAUGCUGAUCCUCCCGGGGCCCUGCCAGCCUUGAAAGGCCUCAACCUCUUUCCGUGCGCAGCAGCCUGAGGUCGGCCUCCUAUGCACCCCAGCACCCCCAUCAGCUCCCUCUUCUCCUUCACCAGCCCGGCAGUCAAGAGGCUGCUGGGCUGGAAGCAGGGAGAUGAAGAGGAGAAGUGGGCCGAGAAGGCCGUGGAUUCUUUGGUGAAGAAGCUAAAGAAGAAGAAAGGAGCCAUGGACGAGCUGGAGAGGGCGCUGAGCUGCCCGGGCCAGCCAAGCAAGUGUGUCACCAUCCCCAGGUCUCUUGACGGGCGACUACAGGUGUCCCACCGCAAAGGGCUCCCCCAUGUCAUCUAUUGCCGCGUGUGGCGCUGGCCAGACCUGCAGUCCCACCAUGAGCUGAAGCCCCUGGAAUGCUGUGAGUUCCCCUUCGGCUCCAAGCAGAAGGAGGUCUGCAUCAACCCAUACCAUUACCGCCGAGUCGAGACGCCAGUUCUGCCUCCGGUACUGGUACCAAGACACAGCGAAUACAACCCCCAGCUCAGCCUCCUGGCCAAGUUCCGAAGCGCCUCCCUGCACAGCGAGCCCCUCAUGCCGCACAAUGCCACUUACCCGGACUCCUUCCAGCAACCCCUCUGUCCUGCACCCCCCUCCUCGCCAGGCCACGUGUUUCCGCAGUCUCCAUGCCCCGCCAGCUACCCACACUCCCCGGGAAGCCCUACCGAGUCAGACAGUCCAUUUCAACACUCAGACUUCCGGCCAGUUUGCUAUGAGGAACCUCAGCACUGGUGCUCGGUUGCCUACUAUGAACUAAACAACCGGGUGGGAGAGACUUUCCAGGCGUCCUCCCGAAGCGUGCUCGUAGACGGCUUCACCGACCCUUCCAAUAACAGGAAUAGGUUCUGUCUUGGGCUUCUUUCAAAUGUGAACAGGAACUCAACAAUAGAAAACACCAGGAGGCACAUUGGAAAGGGUGUGCAUCUGUACUACGUUGGGGGCGAGGUGUAUGCGGAGUGCGUGAGUGACAGCAGCAUCUUCGUCCAGAGCCGGAACUGCAACUAUCAGCACGGCUUCCACCCCGCCACUGUCUGCAAGAUCCCCAGCGGCUGCAGCCUCAAGGUCUUCAACAACCAGCUCUUCGCCCAGCUGCUCGCGCAGUCAGUGCACCACGGCUUUGAGGUUGUGUACGAGCUGACCAAGAUGUGCACGAUUCGGAUGAGCUUUGUGAAGGGCUGGGGAGCCGAGUAUCAUCGUCAGGAUGUCACAAGCACCCCCUGCUGGAUUGAGAUUCAUCUUCAUGGACCACUGCAGUGGCUGGACAAGGUUUUGACUCAGAUGGGCUCCCCACAUAACCCCAUUUCUUCAGUGUCUUAACAGUCACGCCGUCAGCUACAUUUCCACAGAAUAGAUGCAGGCAGCGGUUCCUGCAGCCUGCAGCCAACAGAAGCUUUUGGAUGCAGAUGUAAAUACAUAUAAUGUAUACUAUCCACAUUUUUAUCACUUUUUUUUUUUGUGCUAGUUAACCCAGGGCUAGUACUGUGUGGUUGAAGAAGAGUGUGUUCCAGGCCCGUGCUAGAAUGAGAAGCCAUGUUUCUAGUGAGAGAGGAGACAUGUAAAGGGUAUUGGCCACUUUAAGUCAGCUUGUCACGGUACAGAAUGUCGGGCCCGCUAGUGAAAACACAAAAACACAAAGCUGCUUACAUUAAGAAAAGGGGCGGGGGGAAGAAUAGUGUUUAGGAGCAUUAGAGCAAAACCCAAUCAAAUCCACAUAGUUUAAAAGCUCUCACUUUCAAUGUGAAUGGCAAGAAAGAAAAUCAGACUCGUUCAGUGAUCUGUGGGAUAAACCUCAGAAAUUCUAUCUCUGAAGUUGGAAUAGGCAAAGCCGGCUUCUGUGCCGAGGUCAGCGGUACGUUUAAACAGAUUGAAACUGUGAUUGGAAAUGGAGAAACUGUGAAGCUUAGAGUCGUGUCGCUGCUGCUUAAAAAUGAAAGAGGCUGAUGAGGGGAAUCAGCCUGCGAUGAGCCACGGCCCUGAGUGUUAGAACAGAAUUCGGUCCCAAGGAGCGCAGAGGACUCCGGCUUCCAGUCAGGCUCCAGCUUCCGGUUCUCCCGGCCAGGCAGCCUUGCAGAUGGCAGUGUCUGUCUGCCUGUGUACACUGCGCACAAAUCCUGUGCAGAGACAAAGCUGUAGACUAGAAGGUGGGAGGAGCAUCGUGUGGCCACUCGUACUGUCCAGCAUGCGCAGACUGAAGCCUCCAAGGCAGGGCACCCCUUUGCCACAUCUUGCAUCCUGUGACAAAUAUCAACUAGUUACAGUGAUUAAAACAACAGCAAAGCCUUGGGGGCAAUCUAGAAGCACCUCUUGGUCAUGUUUAUAUAGUACUUAGCCUGGCACCUGUGUUGGCUGGCUACACCUGACAGCCUCUCCUACAGCUAUGAAACACCUGGAUAUAACUUCCCAAGUGCAGUGGGGAUGCUUCAUCUGGCCUACAUUUUUGAGGAGACAGCGGUAGCAAAUAACAGAGCAUCUUUAGAAAUGUGUAUAUACAUGCAUAUGGCACUGUGCAUGUAUUCUUAAAGUCUGCUAUUUCCGUCUUUGGAUGACAAAGGGAAAUUUCCUUCUGAUUUCAUGGCAUGUGCCUCUCGAUGAUCACCGCAUUGCUUGUAAGUUUACUUCAUGCCUUUUGGGAAGCACAUUCCUUAAGAUGGCGUUUUGUGUUUGUGAAGGACAGAGUUUCUGUAAUCUGAGUUUCCUUCGUUUAAUCCGUUCUACCUAGCACCAGUGCACAUACAUUUGUUGUUCCCAUCCAAUUGUAUUUAAGAUAGAUAGGAUGUGACAAGUUAUACUCACAAUGCCUAACUGUAUCUAUAAAACCUAUCAUAUAUAUAUCAUAAAUACGUAUGAUAUAUACAUAUCAUUUAUGUCUCGCAUUAAAGCCUGGGAGCCCACUUAGAGUGUAGAAAGACCCAAGCUCAUUGAUUCAUUCAGUCUGCCUCGUGCAUUUGUGUGUACCAGGUACAGUGUCAGGUGCUGCGGAAUCAAACGUACAUCAGAGGCAGGCCCCACCUCCAGGGAGCCACAAAUCUAACAGUGCAUCAUUUGCCCAGGCACUGGGUCUCAGAACUUUUAAAAUCCACACAUGCAAAUUUUCUUGGGCUUGGAAAAAAAAAUGUAAUCAAGUUCUUAAUGAUUACUCUAUUGGAAUUCUAUGUCUUUCCAGAACAAGUACGUCAUUUCUCUUAGCGGAAGUGACACUCUUGGUCCUCGUCACCCCACCUCCUGGCCUCCCUAUAUUUCCGAUAGUUCUCGCAGCUUCUUUUUUGGAAAAAUCAUUGCUACGGCAGAUCUUCUCUGAGUAGCCAUGCAAGGCCACAAAGUGUCCCAGAUUUCCAGCA
Messenger RNA from Microtus ochrogaster (prairie vole), 3963 nucleotides. RefSeq names its product SMAD family member 9 (gene Smad9). NCBI's taxonomy places the organism in Eukaryota, Metazoa, Chordata, Mammalia, Rodentia, Cricetidae. Gene Ontology annotation, molecular function: I-SMAD binding; RNA polymerase II cis-regulatory region sequence-specific DNA binding; DNA-binding transcription factor activity, RNA polymerase II-specific. Gene Ontology annotation, cellular component: heteromeric SMAD protein complex. Gene Ontology annotation, biological process: BMP signaling pathway; transforming growth factor beta receptor signaling pathway; anatomical structure morphogenesis. The record is from RefSeq and is a predicted model, not a curated record.